CAUGCCCGAGGCGAUCGAUGCCCGGACGACUCGCACGCUGCGCAACACGGCCAAGGUCCAGCGGUACCGAAAGCGACUAGUGGCGACCAAGGAGGACCUCGCCGACCAGGCGACGCGCCUCCAGACCAUCAUCACAGUCCACAAGCUCACAGCGCCCUUGGGCUGGGACGACGUGUGCUCGGCGCUGGCGGAGACCCGCGAAGAAGCCAGCGCGUCAAACCGUGCGCUCAAGGCCAAGCGCAACGAGAUGGAUCAGAUCAUCGCGACGAUGACCAAGUGGGUCGCGUCGAUGACGCGGCCAUCGGUGCAGUCAAUGCUGCCAAAGUCGCUCGGCUGGAGUCGCACGAGCUUGUCGGCGGACCGGACGUCUCGCAAGAUGGGGUUUGACUGGUACACGCUCCACCUGCGCAACAACACGGACCGGUUUUUUGCCCAAUGCAACUUUCCAUCGAACGGCGGCACCAACUGCUUCCACGUCGUCGAAGGCGACGACGAUAUCUUCCACUUUAUUUGGAGCUACCAGCACGAAUACGAACUGCCUAUACAAGACGUGUACGCUGGCAUUCGUCUGCCGAUUUGGAGGAAGCUGCGCGCUGACACGUCGGCAUUCCCAAUUGAAAUGCUCGACCAAGAGCUUUUGGAUGACGUGGCGCCACGCAAGAUGAUGUAUCGUCGGGUCGUGCUCUCGGAGAAGCGCACCGACGUGCUUCUCACGCGGGAAUUCCCCGCCGACGCCACGAGCGACCGUAUUGUAUUUGUGUCCGGCAACAUUCACGAAGACGCUCUCCUCCCCGAGAGCCACUACCUUCGCAACCGCAUGUUUUGGCAUGUGCUCGAACCGGUGGGCCCCAACCGGACGCGGCUCCGGGUUGUCUGGACCAUCUCGUCCUUUUUGUCCAAUCAGAAGCCCGUGACGUGGGCAGAAGAGGCCGCGGUGCUCAAACGCGACCUCGGCGACGGCCCCGAGCAUGUCCGAAAGCAGCGAUUCCACGACAUUAGCCGGCGGGACAUGGCCAUGCCCGAUGACGCAUGGAAAGCGCUCUUCACGUUCGAGUACGAAGCGUCGUAGCACCCUCGUUCUCGCUGCCAAGUUUAUGCCUAUCGACUAUCUAUGAAAUACAGUGAAUCGCAUCC
Molecule: messenger RNA, 1134 nt
Organism: Saprolegnia parasitica CBS 223.65
Lineage: Eukaryota; Oomycota; Saprolegniomycetes; Saprolegniales; Saprolegniaceae
Exons: 4
Source: RefSeq, a predicted model, not a curated record